GCUUUCUGUGGCUAUAAAUAGUGGGGGAAGGCUCAGAUACUCCGAUUAAAAAAUAAAACUGAGGUUCUUCUUCUCUGCUCUCACCUGCGGCACUCCUCAGUAGGGUUUCUAUCUUGCUAUCUCUGUACCAACUGAAACAAUCAUUUCCUUUUCUACGAGUUUGUAAGGGGGGAGGAAGUCCAAGUUUCUGGUUAAUGGACGCGUAUGCGCUGCAUUUGGCCGUGGCCGCUCUGGUGGGAGCAUCGGUCGUCGCCGUUUCGGCUUACUAUAUGCACCGAAAAACCCUAAAUCAGUUGCUGGAGUUCGCCAAGACAGUGGAGAGGGAGAGGGACGAGAACUCGGACAUCGAAUCGCCGCAGCACCUGAAGAAGCGGCGGGCCCACUCACGCCGGAAGGGGAACGGCUAUUACCGGCGCGGCUCGGCUUCUCUGCCGGACGUCACGGCGAUCUCCGUCGGAAUCGACGGCAGUGAGGAGAGGCGCAACGGGCAUCUCCACGUGGACGGGAUUCCGGUCGGGUUGCCGAGACUGCAUACUCUUCCCGAAGGGAAAUCUCCUGGGCAUGCAAGUGCAACCAAGAAAACUAGUUCUCUUAUCAGACCAACUUCUCCGAAGUCUCCCGUUGCGAGUGCCAGUGCCUUCGAGAGUGUUGAAGGUUCUGAUGAUGAAGAUAAUAUGACCGACACUGCUAAACUAGAUACUGCAUAUCUGCAUACGAAUGGGAAUGCUGGGCCAGAGUGUAAAACCCUAUAUGAAAAUUUACCAGACCACAUUAAAGCUAAUGUAGAGCAAUUGCCUAUUGCUGCAUCCAGUAUGAUUCGAUCCCAUAGUGUAUCUGGUGAUCUGCAUGGCGUUCAGCCUGAUCCAAUUGCUGCUGAUAUUUUGAGGAAAGAGCCGGAGCAAGAAAAUUUUGCCCGACUUAAAAUAUCACCUACCGAGGUGCCAUCACCUGAUGAAGUGGAGGCAUAUGUAGUUCUUCAAGAAUGCCUUGAAUUGCGAAAAAGAUAUGUAUUCAGGGAAGCAGUGGCUCCAUGGGAGAAAGAAGUUAUAUCUGAUCCCAGUACUCCAAAGCCUAAUCCUGAGCCAUUCUCUUAUACUUCUGAGGGAAAGUCUGAUCAUUACUUUGAGAUGCAAGAUGGAGUUGUUCAUGUCUAUGCAAAUAAAGAUUACGCAAACGAAGAGCUUUUCCCUGUUGCAGACGCCACAACCUUUUUCACUGAUCUGCAUCACAUACUUCGGGUUAUUGCAGCAGGGAAUAUUAGAACACUAUGUCAUCAUCGGUUGAAUCUUCUCGAACAAAAAUUCAAUCUUCAUUUGAUGCUUAAUGCGGAUAGAGAAUUUCUUGCUCAAAAAACCGCCCCACAUCGUGACUUCUACAAUGUCAGGAAAGUUGAUACACAUGUUCAUCACUCUGCAUGCAUGAACCAGAAACAUCUUUUGAGAUUUAUAAAGUCAAAGCUGAGGAAAGAGCCUGAUGAGGUUGUGAUAUUUCGAGAUGGGACGUAUCUGACUUUGAAAGAAGUAUUUGAGAGCUUGGACCUAACUGGGUAUGAUCUGAAUGUUGACCUUUUGGAUGUUCAUGCAGACAAGAGUACUUUUCAUCGCUUUGAUAAGUUUAAUCUGAAGUACAACCCCUGUGGUCAAAGUAGGCUCAGGGAGAUUUUCCUUAAGCAAGAUAAUCUUAUCCAAGGCCGUUUCCUUGCUGAGCUGACAAAGCAAGUGUUUGCUGAUCUUGCUGCAAGUAAAUAUCAGAUGGCUGAGUACAGAAUAUCAAUAUAUGGAAGGAAGCAAAGCGAGUGGGAUCAAAUGGCAAGUUGGAUAGUGAAUAAUGAAUUGUAUAGUGAGAAUGUCGUUUGGUUGAUUCAGCUCCCACGACUGUACAAUGUGUACAAGGAAAUGGGAAUUGUGACGUCUUUUCAGAACAUUCUUGACAAUAUCUUUAUUCCGCUAUUUGAGGUUACAGUGGAUCCAGAUUCACAUCCUCAGUUGCAUGUUUUCUUGAAACAGGUUGUUGGAUUGGAUUUGGUUGAUGAUGAAAGUAAGCCUGAAAGACGGCCUACAAAACACAUCAAUCCGGCAUUUUCAUACUAUGCCUAUUACUGUUAUGCUAACCUCUACACACUUAAUAAGCUUCGUGAAUCAAAAGGCAUGACGAUGAUAAAAUUCCGUCCACAUUCUGGGGAGGCUGGUGACAUCGACCACCUUGCUGCAACCUUUCUUACUGCUCAUAAUAUUGCACAUGGAAUCAAUUUGAGAAAAUCGCCUGUACUUCAGUAUCUGUAUUAUCUAGCACAGAUUGGUCUGGCUAUGUCUCCACUGAGUAACAACUCCUUAUUUUUGGACUAUCAUCGAAAUCCAUUUCCUAUAUUUUUUUUGCGGGGUCUCAAUGUUUCUCUUUCUACUGAUGAUCCACUGCAAAUCCACUUAACAAAAGAACCCUUGGUUGAAGAAUAUAGCAUAGCAGCUUCAGUGUGGAAGCUCAGUUCGUGUGAUCUAUGUGAGAUUGCCCGUAAUUCAGUCUCCCAAUCAGGUUUCUCGCAUGCCCUGAAGUCACAUUGGAUUGGGAAAGAGUACUACAAGAGAGGACCAGAUGGAAAUGACAUUCGCAAAACUAAUGUGCCUCAUAUUCGUCUGGAAUUCCGUCAAGCGAUUUGGAGGGAGGAGAUGCAACAGGUUUAUCUGGGCAAAGCUGUUAUCCCUCGAGAAGUGGACAAGUAAUUUGGAAGGCACUUGUGCGCCUGAUCCAUCCUUGAAUAUUUCCCUACUUUUAGAGGAGGCAAGGAACUUGCUAAUCCUGCAUGAAGGAGAGGAGUACGCAAUUCUGAGAUGCAAGCUGAAAAUUGAGCGGGGGCAAAAGCAGAAUGCUAACAGAAGUUAAAACAUGGUCCGAAGACAAGGUAGUAGAUGUUCGUUAUGAUAUAUUUCUUGAUUCGCAUCUUCCCAUACGGAUUCUCAAGCCUAUAGCAACGAGAUAACAAUGUCUCUCCUCUCGGCCAAAUAUAAUAGAAGUGAAAUUUUAUAGUAACUCUAGCUUAAGCAAGCACCAUAAUUAGAUAUAAUAGGCCUUGCUGUUUCUUUUUCUUUUUGAAGUUUUGUAGCUGUGUAAAAUGGUAUAGUGUAAUGCUUCCCCGUGCCAAGGGAAAGUGGUCACACUCUUGCUCUGUUGAAUUUUGACUCUUUUUUUCAUUCGAAAUGUGUCUUUUUUCCCCCUCAUGGAAUGAGUUUCUCAAGGAAUGAUGUAGGACACGCAUCGGUUAUAAAAACUGUUUUCGUAGUAGUAGUAUCUGAACAUUUGCUCGGCAUUAUUCCGUCGCCCGAA
This is a messenger RNA of Juglans regia (Persian walnut), 3318 nucleotides long. RefSeq names its product AMP deaminase. Gene Ontology annotation, biological process: AMP metabolic process; IMP salvage. Gene Ontology annotation, cellular component: cytosol. The record is from RefSeq and is a predicted model, not a curated record. The transcript has 20 exons. Bases 195 to 2717 code for a protein of 840 amino acids. Gene Ontology annotation, molecular function: AMP deaminase activity. NCBI's taxonomy places the organism in Eukaryota, Viridiplantae, Streptophyta, Magnoliopsida, Fagales, Juglandaceae.